Messenger RNA from Phycomyces blakesleeanus NRRL 1555(-), 1026 nucleotides. RefSeq lists its product as hypothetical. The record is from RefSeq and is a predicted model, not a curated record. The transcript is spliced from 4 exons. Lineage: Eukaryota; Fungi; Mucoromycota; Mucoromycetes; Mucorales; Phycomycetaceae. The annotation marks the transcript as partial.
UUAUUGGCUCAAAUGGAACAGCUCAAUAGUGCCAAUGUAAACGAUCCAAAGGCUCAAAUAAUUCUCAAUCUCAAAAGACAAACUAUCCGCAAGAGUCUCUCUCUCCACAAUAAGGGCGAUGAUUAUGAUUGGGACUUUUGGGCGUUUGCGAUAUGUGAUUUUGAGCAGGCCUCAAAGAACCAGCCGUUACUAAUCAGUAAUGUUCGACGUGGUAUUCCUCCUUCACUUCGAGGCAUGGUCUGGCAAUUACUAGCCGAGACAAAGGAACUUGAUCUUGAAACACAGUAUAUGAAUCUUCUCAAGAAGUCAAGCCCUUAUGAAAAGAUGAUUCAGCGUGAUCUGGCCCGCACCUUUCCAGGCCAUACCUUCUUCAAAGAACGUGAUGGUCUUGGUCAGGAAGGGCUUUAUAAUGUUGUGCGUGCCUAUAGUAUGUAUGACCAAGAAGUUGGAUACUGUCAAGGCCUUGCAUUUAUUGUUGGACCUCUGCUACUCAACAUGCCAGAUGAAGAAGCAUUUUCUGUUCUUGUUCAGUUAAUGAGUAAACACAGUCUACGUGGUCAUUUUACUCCAGACAUGGAAGGGUUACACAUGAGAUUAUUUCAGUUCGAGGCACUUGUUGCGGAGCACCUGCCUCAUGUGUCACGCCAUCUCGAGCAACAGGGUGUAGGAUCGACCAUGUAUGCCUCUCAGUGGUUUAUGACACUUUUUGCCUACAAGUUCCCGCUCAAUUUGGUUUACCGGAUAUAUGACGUUUUGUUAGCAGAAGGCAUUGUGUCGAUAUUUAAAUUUUCAAUUGCUCUUUUGAAGCAUAAUCAAGCCGUCAUUCUCGGCCUAGACUUUGAACAUCUUUUGGACUUUUUGAAGAACGGAUUAUUUGAGAAAUACAAGGAUGAUGAUCGUCGCCUUGUGGAUGAUGCGGGUGUACUCGAGAUUCCUAGUCGAAGAUUGGCUCAGUUGGAAAAGGAUCACAAGACUCAAUCUGUCAAAGAAGCCGCAAAUGCCAGAGUUCUGGAGGAACUCCAGCGA